This is a messenger RNA of Amoebophrya sp. A120, 10675 nucleotides long. The record is from the annotation of a GenBank genome assembly. Lineage: Eukaryota; Dinophyceae; Syndiniales; Amoebophryaceae.
AUGAAGGAAGUUUACCGAGUGACCAACAAGAAACAGAUAUACCCCCCGAAUUUCCCGGACGGGAGGGUGCGGGUGCUAUCGCAAGAAAAAAGUGUUACAGUUACACAUUGUGUUGCAGGCCAUGCAAGACAGACAAGCUCUGUCAUGCCGGAUAUGCAUAGGACCCUCGUUUCAUAGGGGUUUUCCCGUAGGAUUUCUGCAUUGCAAGUUUUCUUUCUCAUGCAGAGAAAUUUGUGUUGCUGAAUUGACUACAAAUGUGUAACUGUAACACGUUUUUCGUGGGAUAGGUGCUCAACUUGAUUCAGUACGACCAGGAUGAGCUUGACAUCAGCGCGCAAAAGGACUUCGUGCAACGGUUGGAACUAAAUGGCCGCGUGAAAGCGUUUGACCGCGCCUUUGCCAUGCCAUUGAUAACACAGUCCGAAGUAGGGAGGGAAAAAAGUGUUUUCACAGUUUUUACACACUGUAAUGGAAAAGUAGCAAGACAGGCAACCUCUACUUCUGUCAUGCCGGAAAGGCUUGCUAGCCUCGUUUCAUACGAACGUGUUUUCUCUCAGGAUUUUUGCAUUGCAAGUUUUGUCUGUCAUGUAGAGCAAGUUUGUGUUGCUAGAGUUCCUACAAAUACGUAACUGUAUAGAACACUUCUUUUUAUUUCUUGGGAUACGAAGAGGAUCCGAUUGCGCAGGCGAAGCUGAGACAGGGGCAGCUUGCUGUGGGAGUGGGUCUUCUUCAACAAGAACACCAGCAACUGAUGCGCUUCACGAGACUCGGGGACAUGUAUGAGCAAAAUCCGGGACAUUUCGCGACGCCCGGGCAGCCCGUUCCGUUCGCAAGCGUGGUACAGGGUUCGCUUAUCCACAGGAAAUUUCGUGUACACGUACAAAUCCAAAUGCAGUCUCUGCAUGACAAAACUUGCCUUCGAUCCUAGUCUAGCAUGACAUGUUGGGAACUGCAAGUUAGCAAAAUUUGUCAUGCAUUUUGUACAUGUACGGGAAAUUUACAAUGCAUAUCGCUUGGAAACUGCUACUUCCUCGCGGCACUGCAGACUCUUAUCAGCCACAGUUUUCUGAUCGAACCGGUAUGCUGUGCAAAAGUAUCGUAAUUGCGAUCAUGCAUUACAAAUUAUCUUGUUCUUAAGCUAAAUCCGCAUUCCAAAUUUUCUUUCUCAUGCUGAGGUAAUUAUUUGUAUGUGCAUUUACACGAGUACGAUACUUUUGCAGUUCAUAACCGGAGAAGCGGAGCGAUGCGGGGUUGUACCUGGUGCCACUCUUUUUGAAUGGGCAUUGGCAAAGCAUAUUGGUCGAUGAUCGUGUCCCAACCAGCACAGGCAUGAUCACGACAGCCACAGCACCAGCCGCGCAGCAGUGCGGUGCGACGCCUUUCUUUACGUUUCCAAGUGGCCUGGAGAAGGUACAGGGAAAGAUCUCGUUCGCCGUGGAGCUCACUGUGUAUCCUGUGCAAAAGUAUCGUACUCGUAGUAAUUGCGAUCAUGCGUUACAAAUGUUUUUUUUAAGGCAAAUCCGCAUUACAAAUUUUAUAUUUGUUCCUCAUGCUGAGGAAAUUUGUAAUGCAUUUAUACGAGUACCGGAUACUUUUGCAGUUCAUACUGUGAAAGCCGCGGCGAAAGUGGUGGGUGGUUUUUACCCAAUGGAGGGCGGAGUCGUUCCGUUUGCCGCACGCUUGCUCUCUGGUGGGAACCCGUAUUACAAGCAGUGGGCCGCGCGCAGGGGCACAAAUGUUGACCCGACUCAGCGGGUAGCUCAGAAAACGAUGGAACUCGUGACCAUGGGAGACCACUUGGGUGGCAGGUACGGCAUCUCGCCGAUAGAAAUGGGCGAGUCUUUGAUCGACCUAUGCAUUGCAAAUAUGUCUGGGGCUGGAAGGAUGCAAACUUGUGAUGCGGAUUCUGGAACAGGCAAAAGUCUGUAUUGCGUAGUGAGCAAAAGGUAUCUAAGUAGAUUUUUGUCUCCAGAAGAGGGCAUUUGUCAUGCGGAAUAGGUAUGGAGAAGCCUCCACAGAGGUUGUCAUGCACUGUGUGCAUUCCAGACCUUUUUGUAGAUGUAAAAAAUGCAUGACAAAUAUCUGAUUUCUUCCAGACGUAAACAUAUAAUUUGCAUUUGAUACGACCCCACGAAAUGCAAGCUGUUCUUCGACGGCCCCCAAUCGCUGGCGCUGCGGAAAGCCUUGAAAUUUUUGAAGCGCGGGAAAAAGUUCGUCUACCAGGCAGACUUCGUCGGUCAGAAAGAAGUAGCCACGUCUCUGCUCAAUCCCCCCGUAGCUCCUCCUGCUUCCGGUAGUUCCGAUACCGACGACUGUGGCGCCUCUCGCGGUUACGUGAUGUUUCCAGUUACGUGGAAGAAGUUUUUUCCGAAGGUGUUAUGUGAAAAGACGUGCUAUAUUGCAAUGAAAAAUCCUAAAAAUCCCUCUGUCAUCCCAUACCUACUAAAACGAAGGUCUCUUGUGUAGCAUGAUUUGCGAUCACAAAUGGCGUUGUCAUGCAGCUAGAAGGGUCGUGGAAAUUUUUUUCCAGCAGAUUGUAGAGCUCGCUGGCGUGGGAAACAAGCCUUGCCUCUUCAGCAUGACACGAAGCAACUGGAAGCGGGAAUAAACAUAGUGACAAAUAAUUACAACCUGCAACGGCAAUCGCAAUGCCACAGCUGCGUCUUUUGGCCUUCUAGCAAUGCAAGCCGAGGAUUUGUCUCCUGUUCCACCACUUCCUCUUACUCUUAGCGGUACUCUAGUUUCGCCCACGCCCACACAGCUCUAGCAUCACAGACUUCCAUUUUGUUGAGUACUAUGGGGAGGGGGGAUUUAUUUUCCCUCGCAAUAUGCUACAUGGACAGUAAGUGCACCGAUUUUUUCUAUGUCGAGAUUCUCGACAGAAGAGCGCCUGAAGGUAUGCACGGCCGAAAUGUGCUGUAUCUGGGUCUGUAAACUUGUGUUGCUGGUGAAGAUUCCUCGAAGAUUUUCGCAAGGCCGCCACGACUGGUAGGGCAUAGCAGCAGGAUGGGUGCUCGAGGAAGUUAUUUUUGGAUGCCUGUACUAAGAGCUCCUGACAAGCAGAAUAAACUGACUUUCAGAUGAACGACAAAAAUAAAAAAAGCUGCCAACUGCUCGUGAUAUAAUGUAAUAUGCCGGGCAGGACGAGUCUUUCAUAGAUUGUCGCGCAUCACUUCACAAGAACAAAUCCAGACCCAGAUCUGCGAUAUUUCCAAUGCAUAGAAGGGAAGACUGCGCACUGCUUCCUCCUGAAACUGCAGAUCGGGGAUCGCUCAACAUAUGAUUAUGUUGGAGGCAUGGUCCAGGCUAUCCUGUGCAAAAGUAUCUUCGUACUCGUAGUAAUUGCAUUUAUGCAUUACAAAUCUCUUUUUCAAGGUAUAUCAGCACUACAAAUUGAAUUUGUAAUGCAGAGCCAAUUUGUACUUGUACUAUUGCAAUUUAUACUAGUACGAUGCUUUUGCAUUGCAUACAGGCCCGAGGCAACCCGACGCUGCUCGGAAUGAAAUCGCCCCGUCUGGACUUCGUGGAAAGCAGCCUGAAGAAGAAAGAGGCAAGAGAGAUAUUACAGUGAAAAACGCCCCCACACCCAAAGCUGCAAAAAUUUGUGAUGCGAAGUUUCCAAAUGAAAACUUUCUGUCAUGCAUGAAAGGAGUAUGCAUCUUUCUGAUGCAGAGUCUAGGCGUGUAUCGCAUCGCCUACAUGACAAGCGCCGCUCUUGCUGGAAUCUUUUGCAAUACAAAUUUUUGCUAUUCACGAUAAGAAACCUGUGAUGCUGAUAGAUGCAAGAAGGCGAAUGCUUCAUUUGGAAAGAUUUGCAAUACAAAUGCUUCUAAAUCGGGGGUGGGGGCAUUUUUCAUUGCAAUAAGAGAAAGACAAGAAUCAGGUAGAAAACCACCUGAAGCGGUGCGUCCCGAAAUUUAUGAAUGUGCACAACUCCCCCUCCCCCUCAUUUGUCAUGCAAAAUGCCCAAUCCACCGUUGGCCCCCUGGCACUGUUUGCAUGACAAGUUGUAGCCCAAAUAGCACUAUAUUCAAGUGCAAGUUUGUCAUGCAAAACCGGCGCUCUUGCUGAUGCUUGUAUUGCCGUUCCUGCUAUACAAAUGAGGGGGAGGGGGAGUUGUGCACUGUUAUAAAAUUGGUUGCGAGCCUACAGGGGAUAGAUCCCCGCAACGUGCAGCAGGUUUCGUUCGGGGCGCGGAGCCUAUCCAGGUUUCUGUCGGAGCAGAUUGUGCAGCCGCUGCAAGGACUAGUACAGGAGGGUCGUGCCGCAGCUCCCGGCGGACAACAUCAAAGUUCUGCAGGAGGACAGCAGCAGGAGAAAAACAAAAAAGCACAACAACAAGAAGAAGAUGCGAGACAGGCUCUGUCGGGCUUGGCCUGGGUUGCCACGCGGGCACUGAGUCCAGCGGUCUUGAACAGGAAAGCGAACGAAGAUUCACGGAUGCGGAGGGACAUUCAGCAGCUGCGACAAGUGCAAACGCAAGUAGCGCAGGCGGUGUUUGGAAAAGAACAUGCAGCAGCAGUGGCUCAAGGACAAGAAAUAACGGGACAGUUCAACAUGGAUCUGCGUAUCCUGGAACUGUUGGCGAAAUUUGUUAAAAAAGGGGACGAAGGAGAUGACAAGGUGGGAGAUGACGUGGUUGCUUUGUAUCUAUGCAUUGCAAAAGUAUCGUACUAGUAUAAAUCGCAUGACAAAUUUCCUCAGAAUGGCAAAUGGAAUUUGUCACGCUGAUUUACCUUGGGAGCCAGAUUUGUCAUGCAUACCUUUGUACUCGUACGAUGUUUUUGCAUUUGAUAGUAUUGGCUGUUCAAUGAAGUGCUUGCUGAAACGGACGCCUGGCACCCCUCUAUGGAAGCCGGGUUUCUCAAGCAGUUUCCGGUGCCGAACACGGGGACGACAAAUACACAGGCUCACUCGGUUAUGGAAGCGUCAGGAUGGAAAUCAUCAAAGUUGAAGUAAUUUGCAAUGCAUAAAACGGAUACCAGUUGGUGCCUAGUUUUCAACCGGCGCAUGACAAAGUUGGGUAGAGCCGGGAUCCAGUUUGUAAUGCUGUUUGGGUAAGGAAGGCGCCUUCUAUCAUGCUGCUUUAACAGCCCUAUUUCUACCCCUCAACAGGCUUGCCAUCUGUCUCUCUUGCCUACUCUGCAAGAGAGGCAUUUUGUGGGUUGCAUUUUAUGCAUCACAAACGAUUUCAACUUUGUCGAUUUCAAGCCUGACGCUUCCAUAUCGGUGAAGCGCUGUUGGUUUUUUGAUCUUCAAGCGCACGUACGAAGUGUAAAAAUGUCUGGGUCUGGAAGAAUGCAUGUUUGUCAUGCUUGUCUGGCAUGACUCUUAAAUCUGUCAUGCACGUUACCCAAGAGCUCCAAUUUUCUGUGAUGCAGAAACGCAGUUUGUCAUGCAGAAUAGGCAACACCUAGAAGCUCAGAAACUUGUCAUGCUGAGCCAGCACUUGUGGGCUCCUCAUGAUACGCCAGCCAGCAUCACAAGUUUCCAGACCCAGACACUUUUACAUUUGAUAGCACGCCCGCACGGCAGAAGACGUCGAGACCACCCCAGCCACGGCUUUGGAGAAGGGAAACAAGGAGAAAAGCCAGGCCCAGUGGAUGUUAUCAACUGUAAAAAUGUCUGGGUCCUCUGGAAGAUUCUGACACUUGUCAUGCACGUUUUGCAUGAGCCAUUCAUUUGUGAUCCAUACCCUAGCAAUACAGAUUUUUUGAGGGCUUCUUGAUGCCUAUUCCGCGUGACAAAUGCCUUCUCAGCGUAGCAAAAAUUGCAUUCCCUUUGGCACUCAUGCAAUACAGAUUUUUUUGGAAUCCAGACGCAGCAUCACAAGUUGCAUUCUUCCAGACACAGACAUUUUUACAUUUGAUAGAUGUCCCGCAGGUCUCACGUCCUCAGCUGGCAGAUCGCAAACCCAAACAAUUCCCCAGGAGCUUCUCAGCUAUUGCAAGGAAAAAUCCCCCGCCCUCCCCAUCAUAUGGAAAGCGCAUCCUUCUGAAAAUUUGCGAUGCAAAUUGGCGACCACAGAUCGGGUCUGUCUUGCAAGGAGGCAGCACAUAGCUCAGGCUUUCCGCCACGUUAUGCAGGUGAUUUGUAAAAAUGCUCUAAGGCCUGCUACGGGGUUGCACCCGUCUACCAUGUUAGGCGCCUAGUACACCAAAAGGCCCUUACCUAGGCUCGGGAUCUGCGUGCAGUCCUCCUGCAACACAAAACUGAUUUGGGUGUGAGCAUCCAAAUCCAGCAUCAGAAGUCUCGUUUUGAUAAUAUGGGGAGGGGGAAUUAUUUUUCCUUUUGAUAUCAGCACGAGGGCAUUUAUCCUGCACACGCGUACACGUUGACAAGCCUCCAGGUCCUGGCGUUUCCCCUGGGAAACGGGGACCAUUUGCUGAUCUACUGCACCCAGACUCGCAAUCCACACGCCACCGACGUGAGCGGCUGGAGCCCGUACUCGGUUCACGGCACCCCAAACGCGGCGGCUGGCUUUCAGAUCGUUCCCCACUUUGCUGGCAUGCUGAGCAUGUACCAGGACACGAAAAUGAGCGACUACCUGAGUCGGUACCUGGUCCACCUGCUGAACGUACCCGACAUAUUUCCCGACGUGAAGGCCUUCGGCCAUGGCGCGAAAGAGCAGCGGGACAACAUGUGGGCGCAUUUGGACUUAUACAGUUAUCUCAACUCAGCCGAAAAAUCUCAGCGUCGAGACUUUAGCCCGCAAUUUUUGGGAAUUUAUCCCUACUGCCGGCACCUCGGUGCCCCCGGCAGCUGCAUUAGUUGGCCGCAUUGGCUUAGCGUUCUAGGCUUAGGCUUUGGGGUUUAUUAGCGCCGUCGGGCAAGCAGGCAGGGCCGGCCGGCGGCGGCUGCCCUGCCCGACGCUUCUUCCUUCGCCCCCCCGUCUCCUACGUUCCGCGCCCCCUGUGGCUUUUGUUUUGUGGCCGUCCGUGCCCCCGGUGUUUCUUCUCGUGACUGCCCGGUGUUUCUUCUCGCCGACCCAUGCGCCGUCCCACGGCCAUCGCUUCGCUCACAUUGAUGAUCCAUAUGUAGGUGUGGUCGGGGCCGCCCUCCGGGUCUUUGGGGUCGCGGCGCUGAGAUAAAAGAGUUGACAUUCCUGCAUGCCAUCCGAAACUCUUGGCAGAUCGUAAACGAGGACUGUUUCAGUAAAUUUAUCGAGAACAAGGCAACAAUUCGAGAAGCCGAUGGCAUUCGAGAAGCCAAUGGAGCUAAAAGGGCCCAGGCCGAUCCGUACCUCCUAUCCGGUGCAAAAAUAUCGCACUCGUACUGCCAUCUUCAGAAUGAUCAUGUGUGACAAAGAAAUCUGGCGCUCGGCCCCGAUGCCUGUGCUGACGUAAACGUCGCGUUCCAUUUUAUUUCAUCUUGUCCUCUUGAGAAAAUUUGUGAUGCAGCUUCUACAUGAUAGAUACAAGAAGUACAACUGCACGUGCCAGUGCUACAUUUUUGCAUUGCAUACGCCCAACACGCGAGCCGUAUGCCACCGGAGUGCUUGAAACCUUACACACGGCAGAUCAACACGUGGGACCAAAAAAAUCGCCUGUCCUGGAUCCCCUGGCACACGUUCUCGGAGUUCUAUCAACUGCAAAUAUGUUGCCCGGGUCUGGAAGAGUGCCAGCCUUGUCACGCAGGUUUUCCAUGACCCAUGAGGACUGAUAUGUAGGACAUAGCAUGACACCAGAUUUAGUGAGAGUUCUAUCAUGCCUAUCCUGCAUGAGAAACUUCUGCCUCUCGGUUAGGUCAAAAGUGGACAGCGUUUGGUAAUCAUGCAGCACAGAUUUACUUUGCAUGUUUCAGUGUUAAAUGGCAUGACAAGUUGCAGAGUUCCAGACCCAGACAUGAUAUUUGCAUAUGCAUAUAUUCCCGGGCUUGUUCAUUCAGGAUUUUACCAUUCCCUCCGAUGAUGCAGUCUCGCACGGCGCACGCUUCACGAUCAAGCCGCUGGAAUACGACAAAAGAGGGGAAUUGGUUGUGCCCAGCAUGAAGAAAGCGACAGGUGUACCACAUUGAGAAGUGCAGCCUCCACACCCGUCACCCCAGAGUGUGGCAGCGUUUCUUGCAUACGAGGAAAACAAGUUUUCAAUAGAAACACUUGGUAACUGCUUGCAUGUGUAAAAAACAUGUCAAAUUUUAUGGAAGCCGGACCAUCGUCGAAAGUCUGCGUUCUAUCUUGCACGGCGCCAGAGUAUAGGCAAUAUCUGUCAAGUCGAAAAUUGCUUAACUGGAUGAGGAUGUUCCGAACAGAAUAAAUGCGGCACAUUCAUCCCUUUAUGCAGUACAAAAAGCUUGUGUAUGCUUGAAAGUUGGUAAUGCAAGUUAUUCAGACGGAAUAAUUUGCAUUGCCAAGAACUUUCCAGCCAACUGAACAAGACUCUUGUUCCUGUGGCGGUGAUGGGGCCGCGCUUGUCAUUGUGAUAAGCUGAAGAAGAGCAGCUUCGCCGAGAGGCCGAGGAGGAAAAAGCGGCUGUAGAGGCAUAUGACUUUCUCAGGUGUUACAAGAACCUCAAACGCUUCACCAACUCAAUAGAAAUGGAGAUCUGUGAAGAUGCAAGAAAAAGUGCAUCACGACUUCGCCAUGUCUCACAGAAUAAUUGCGCAUGACAAGUUCUUCCGGAGCGGCCCCAAACCCUCCUCAAAUACGACAAAAUCUGCAUGGCGAUGAAAAGCGCACGACUUUGUAUGCUACUUGUCAUGUUGCUCCUGCAAGACUGACAGACUCCAGAUUCUGUUGUAGCGUGUGACGAGAUUGUAACAGCUGAGGAGGCUAUAAAGCAGAGAUCCAAAAGCGCGAGAAAUUGGCGGCUGCGGUCAAGGAGCAAGCCGCCAAAAGAGAGGAAGCCGAACGAAACCGUUUGGAGGAGGAGAGACGAGUCCGGGAAGAUGCCGAACGGAAGCGAUUGGACGAGGAGAGACGAGUCCGGGAAGCAGCUGCAGCCGAAAAGAAACGGUUGCAGGAGGAAGCCGAAAAAGCGCGAAAAGCUGCCGAAGAGGCCGAACAAGCACGGAGGGCUGCCGAAGAAGCACGGAGGGCUGCCGCAGAGGCCGAACAAAAACGGAGGGCUGCCGAAGAGGCGGAACAAGCACGGAGAGAGGCCGAACAAACACGGAGGGCUGCCGCGGAGGCGGAACAAAAACGGAUGGACGCUGCCGAAGCACGGAAACAGUCUGAAGCCCUUCGUCAGAAGGAACUGGAACAGCAGGAGGAGGAGCGUAUCCAAUGCAAAAGUAUCGUAUUCGUAUAAAUGCAAGUCUUGCAUCACGAAUUUUUUUCUGAAGGCAAAUCAGCAUUAAUUCACGCUGAGGUAUCAAUGGACAAAUUACAGUUAGGGACAUAUCCGCCAGCCGAAAGAAUUCGCGCUUGGAGCCGAAGUUUUUUGCUUUUCGCACAAAAAAAUGCGACUUUCAGAAAGAGUGCGACUUUCCGCCAGCCGAAAAUUUCGGCUCCAAGCGCGAAUUCUUUCGGCUGGCGGAUAUGUCCCUAACUGUAAUUUGUCCACUCAUACGCUGAGGAAAUUUGUAAUGCAUUUUUACUGGUGCGAUACUUUUGCAGUUCAUAGAGCGUCGUCGGCGGCUACAAGAUGAAGAACAGCGCCGCCGGCGGGAAGCGGCAGAAGCCGAGGAAAGAAGCAGGAAAGCCACCGAGGCCGCAGAAAGACUAGCCCAGACGCGGUUGGACGAGGAACGCAAACGGAGGGAAGCCGCAGAAGCUGCGGAGAGACGGCGACAAGAAGAAGAAGAACGCAACCUGGCCAACAAGCAGAAGGAAAAGGAGAAAGCGCUUGCUCGUGCAAGAGCCAAUGUCGCCCGAAGGCGAGAGGAGCGCCAGCGGAAUAUUAAAGCAGAACAACAGCUGCGACAGCAGGAGGAGAGCAUGAAGAAUUCAUCUCCAGCACAGCAACCGGGCCCUAGCAGCGCACAACAGCAGGGAGGCGAUCGGCCGUCCUCUCCAACGGGCGACAACUUGAUGACACCGCGCAGAGAUGAAAGGAACAACGCCUCGCUUCGGCGAGAUCGCCCGUGGUUCUCCCCGAGAGGACGAGAAGCUGCACGAGGGGGCGACGCGUCUCCGCCACCAGAUUGGUGGAAAAAUCCCCCCGCGGCGCGGCUGGGGCUGGGUCGCCGUAACUUGGCCGGCCCGCCAAGGGGUCUACAAGAUGACAGGCGGGAAGGACGAGGGCGCUCUCGCUUCCGUGGUCCGCACGAAAGUGGCGAAGGCACCCUUGGCCGUCGCCGCGUUGAGCAGCCGGCGCGCGGAGGACCACUUUCAUCCUUUCGGGCGAGGCGAGCAGGGGCAGGGGCGCCCGGAGGAGAGAGAAGGCGUGGCGCGGCCGGCGAGCGCCGGACGUCGAUGGGCGGCCGAGCAGGGGCAGCUGCUCGCAGGUCCAGGUGGAACUUGUUCGGAAAUGAUCACAACUUCUACGGGCCAGCGCCCGUCAGCGAGAGCUACGGGGAACAAGACGGCGGCCUUGCAGCCGCCCGACGAAGGGACGUCGAGAACAUGAUCAGGCUCAGGCGGGAAAGAGAAAGGCGCGCCGCCAAAGAUCGGGAGAUGGCACAAGGGAUGCGCCGCGAUGUGUUCAGCAACCUGCCGGGUGGACGAGGUGACGCAGAGGACCUCUCUGGAGAUACCGAAGGGGGCGGAGAGACCAGUGACGCCGGGGAAGAGUGA